This is a messenger RNA of Colossoma macropomum (tambaqui), 4850 nucleotides long. It is a transcript of the gene hfm1, whose product is annotated as helicase for meiosis 1. The record is from RefSeq and is a predicted model, not a curated record. Lineage: Eukaryota; Metazoa; Chordata; Actinopteri; Characiformes; Serrasalmidae. Gene Ontology annotation, molecular function: ATP binding; nucleic acid binding.
GGUGGCAUCAAGCAGCCAACAGUCGAAAGCUGGUCGGCGAAAAAAGGAGAAAGACGACAAAAGGAGCUCUCUCCUGCGGUGAAACCGCAUCAAACACCUUCCAUCUUACAGAAAUUGUCACCAGAACAUGCUCAGUUGAGCCCUGAGGAUGACAGCGUCUGAAGAAUUCACCUUCUCCCUGGACAACCUGUUUUUUGACAGACCAUUGGUUCAUAAAGUGAACCCAUUAUGUCAGGAACAGAAUGUCUGGAAACUUGAUGCUGCACCAUCAGUUUCUGAAAUACCAGCAACCCAAGACAUCCAGAAGGAAGCUGAAUGCCUGUCUUUAGCUGGUUACUCUCAGAAGGUAAAGUGGUUUUUGCCACCUUUCCGAAGACCCGUUGUCAGUGCUGUGAAGCAGGUCCAAAGACAGACAGAUGAGGCAGACGACCAGAAGAUGUUCGGUGUGCGAACAGCUGAAACAUCUUUAGACAGGAAACACGCUGUUGAAAGUAUUGAUCGAGCUUGCCCUGGUUCACUGCAGGAGUUCAGUGAUGUUGUGGAAACCAGAUCUUCCACAAGUUCUCGGUUCAGGACACGGCUGUUCCAAGCCCCUACGAGAAAGGCCUUGGAGAGCUUCAGUGCCUCAGGUUCAGCGAGAUCCCCUACAAGCGACCACAGCCUCAGUCAGGUCGCUAUGGCAACCGACCAUCCUCCUACGGUGCACCCUGUUGCUACCUGUAGCCCCUUCGUGAAGCCAGGCCAGAUUGAGGAUUGCAAUUCUCUACAACAAAAGCAUGACGCUGCUGCGAAAAAAGCCCACAUUAUCCCUCUGACGCCCAGGCCCAUUCAUAUUCAAGGAUCAUCUGGACCCGAGAUCCUUCGUUCCAUCUCUGAAAUUCCUGCUAAAUUUAGAAGUGUCUUCAAAGAGUUCCCCUACUUUAACUAUGUGCAGUCUAAAGCACUGGAUGAUGUUCUUUACACCAGCAAGAACUUUGUUGCCUGUGCCCCCACUGGCUCAGGGAAAACUGUGCUCUUUGAGUUGGCCAUUGUUCGACUGCUUAUGGAGACCACAGAGCCUUGGAACAAUGUCAAAGCUGUCUACAUGGCACCAAUUAAAGCCCUUUGCAGUCAGCGAUAUGAAAACUGGAAGCUGAAAUUCGGACCUCUUGGGCUGAACUGCAAAGAACUGACGGGAGACACUGAGAUAGACGAUGUUUUUGAAAUCCAGGAUUCACAUCUGAUCAUAACAACACCAGAAAAAUGGGAUAGUAUGACAAGGAAGUGGAGGGAUAACUGUCUGCUGCAGUCAGUCCAGCUAUUCCUCAUUGACGAGGUACAUAUGGUGAAAGACUCAAGCCGAGGACCUACUCUUGAGGUUGUGGUCAGCAGAAUGAAAGCCAUACACACCUCCUGCAUGGCUGCAAAUGCAAACUCUAAGAGACACAUGAGAUUUGUUGCAGUCUCUGCCACCAUCCCGAACAUUUGUGAUAUAGCUGAUUGGCUAUCAGAUGAGCAGGGCCCAGCUACUUGUCUGGAGAUGGAUGAGAGUCAUAGACCUGUGAAAUUGAGGAAAGUAGUGCUGGGAUUCCCGAGUGGAAACAACCAGAAUGAAUUCAGAUUUGACCUCCUCAACUACAAAAUGGCCAGCAUCAUCCAGACCUACUCCGACCAGAAGCCAACACUGGUGUUUUGCUCCACGAGGAAAGGAGUCCAGCAGUCUGCUGCAGUGCUCGCCAAGGAUGCCAGAUUCAUUAUGAGUACUGAUCACAGACAGCGGUUGAUGAAAUAUGCCAGUUCUGUUCUUGAUUCAAAACUCAGAGACCUGAUUAUGUGUGGUGUUGGAUAUCACCAUGCUGGCGUCAGUGUGUCAGACAGGAAAGUGGUUGAAGAUGCAUUUACAGUUGGUGACUUGCCUGUCCUCUUUACCACCAGCACUUUGGCGAUGGGUGUGAACCUGCCAGCUCACCUGGUGGUGAUCAAGUCCACAAUGCAUUACAUUGGUGGAUCAUGUGAGGAGUACAGCGAGGCUGACAUGCUCCAAAUGAUCGGUAGAGCAGGCAGGCCACAGUUUGAUACAUCAGCGACUGCUGUGAUCAUGACCCGAUCUCACACCAAAGACAAGUAUAUGCAGUUCAUGAAUGGCUCAGAGACCAUAGAGAGCAGUCUGCAUACAAACUUGGUGGAGCACUUGAAUGCUGAGAUUGUCCUUCACACCAUCUCUGAUGUGAACAUGGCUUUGGACUGGAUUCGUUCCACUUUCCUCUACAUACGGGCCCUGAAGAACCCUACACAUUAUGGUUUUUCCGCUGAUCUUGACAAAUGUGGAAUCGAGACCAAACUGCAAGAGCUCUGUUUAAGAAACCUGAACUCACUGGCCUCCUUUCAUUUGAUCACAAUGGACGAAGACAUAAACAUCAAGCCAACCGCGAGUGGGAAGCUCAUGGCUCGGUACUAUGUUGCAUUUGACACCAUGAAGCAGUUUAGCAAGGUGACAGGUCGAGAAACACUAUCAGAAUUGAUUGAAAUGAUGUCAAAGGGCAAGGAGUUUAGUGAUGUGCAGCUGAGAGUGAAUGAGAAGAGAACACUGAACACACUGAACAAAGAUAAGAACAGAGUCACCAUCAGGUAUCCAAUGGAGGGAAAGAUCAAAAGUAAUGACAUGAAAGUUAACUGUUUGAUUCAAGCUCAGCUGGGCUGCAUUCCAAUUCAGGAGUUUGGACUCACACAGGACACUGGGAAGAUUUUCAGGAACGGAAUCCGAGUUAGCAAAUGCCUGGUUGAAUUUCUCAGUCACCACUCCAAGGCGAAUUUCUCCGCUCAGCUCAACUCCCUGAUUUUGGCCAAAUGUUUCAGAGCCAAGCUGUGGGAAAAUUCUCCCUAUGUCUCCAAGCAGCUGGAUAAGAUAGGGUUGUCACUCGCCACUGCUAUGGUGAAUGCAGGACUAACGUCAUUCAACAAGAUUGAAGCUACCAAUGCCAGGGAAUUGGAGCUGAUUGUGAAUCGACACCCUCCAUUUGGAAACCAGAUCAGAGAAGCUGUCAGCAGACUCCCCAAAUAUGAAAUUCGUGUUGAACAGCUUCCGCGAUACAGUGUCUCCACAGCAGAUAUCCUGGUCACAGUGAACUUGAAGAACUUCGAGCAGCUCCUAACCAAAAGAACUGCCCCGGACCACCAUUACGUCACUCUCAUCAUUGGAGAUGCUGACAACAACGUGGUCUUCCAACAGAAGAUCUCGGACAAUUUACUUUUGAAGUCUGGGAGCUGGACCAGGAAGGUAGAUGUUACAAGAAGUUCACAGAAAGAUGAGAUCAGCAUCAAUUUGAUAAGCUCUGAAUACGUGGGUCUGGAUAUCCAGCAGAAAUUCAGUGCCUUCUACUACGGAGCAAAGACGUUCAGAGCUGAAUCAUACGGUGUGGAGACUCCAGAAUCUAAGCUUCAGAGAGUACAGGAAACAUCACAGAGAGCCGCUGACUCAGCGCCGAAAUCUCACACAGCCACCCUGAGAGCUCAGACCACAGCACAGAGAGAUCAGUAUAAACACCUCUCUGAUAUCAGAGAUCCUGUUCAGACAGAGCCUGGCAAAAGGAAAUGUAACCAUUUUUGUAAAAACAAGGAGCUCUGUGGUCACGACUGCUGCAAAGUCGGAGUGCAGGUGGUGAAAAGGCCUCUGAAUCCAGAAUCCAAUAUCUCAUCCUAUCUCAGAGAUCUUAAGAUGAGGAACGAGAAACUCAUAGAGACGCCAGUCAAACGUUUGAAGAUGAGAAUGAAUGCUGAGGCGGAGAACCUCAACAUGCAGCAGUUCUCCUACAAGCGUAAAGACCCAAUUCCAGCUCACACAAGGUUUGAGGAAUAUCAGUGUUAUCCUCAAAGUGUGGAACCAGAGCUGGGUUUAACCAUGCCUGCAGAGACGUCAUAUGAUGAUUACAGUGAAUACCCUGGAGGUUUUUAUUCUGAAAUGGAGGACACUGUACAGGAACAAACCUUCCAGACUAGUACAAACAUUGUGCUUCAGAAUGCUAAUAUGAGAAAAGACGGCUCAGAGAGACACGCAAACAGAAUUCCUGCUAAUAAAAGUAGAGCUCACGCAGCCAACUCACAUCAAGACCACAGCACUGAUAGCAGCUUUUUAUCUGAUGUCCUCAACGUGACUUUUGACCUGGCAGUGGACGACUGGGAUGACUUUGAUGAUGCCAACUUGGUGCUUGCUAGCAACGUGUCUUACACUGCAAAUCGAGAGACUCAACCAACAGAUUGUUGGACUUCAGUUCCUCCUGUUUAUGCAGAGCCUAAACCAACGUCAAGGGCUGGACCUGCAACUUUCACAUCACAAACAAGAGUAAGCCCUGUUCUGUCUGCAACCACUCCAAAACAUCUAGCCGCAAAACAGAACGAUGCAAGAAAUGUCUCACUGGGACGCCGAUUUGAUUUCUUCUCAAAGAGAGAUACAGCGAACGGAGAACAGAAAGCUUUUGGCAGGGACCCAAUGGUGGAGAAGGAAGAGGUUGACAUGUUCCUCGGUAUAUUUGAUGGCAUUUUCUGAAGUGUCUUAUGGUUGUUCUUAAGAAUUAAUAUCUUAAACAGUAAGGAAGUUAUUUAUUCAUGUAUUUAUUGGUUUUAUCUUAUUAUUAAAAUGUUUUUAUGUAAAUGUAGCUGAAUUACAUUUACAGUUUUUCAUUAAGUUGUUUUCUCUAAAAAGAGAAAUGUGGUAAUGCCACUUAAGUUCAUAUGUAUUAGUGAAUCAUUUUGUUACAAAAUAUUACUUAUCAUUAAUAAAUGUAUUUAUCAGCCUUUGAUUCUGUUGAUCACUCUAUCUUACUAAACAGAUUGGGCGGUAUUGGGGUUUUGGAUCACUCUUUGGCCUGGUUCUC